AUAAAAAGCAACAAAGCUGUCAACCGAACGUUUCAGUUUGAGUUCAGCCGUCUUCGCAGAAAGUUAUACACCUGCGCCGCGCUCUCGCUCGCUCUCCAUCGCUGUCCUCUCUCUCUCUCUCUCGUUGCAAGAUCCCCAAAAGAGAGGCAGCACGGAGCUACUUAAAACGCAUUUCGUGCCACAAUUGGCCCAGUGGUAGCAAAGACACCGUUAGAAACAGUUCUGUCAUCGCUAACAGUUCACCGUUAGCCACAAAGUGUCACUUUUAACUCAAAACUAACUGUGCAACCGCUCUCUGCAGCGAUUCGUUCGGAAAACAAAUUAUGCUCGCCUUUGUUUACUUCAAAAUAAAAACCAUAUUUGCCUUUCCCACCACAAAAAGAACGCAUUUGUGAUAAAGAGCACCCAACAAAAAAAAAAAAGGGAGAGAAGCACCUCAUAAAUAUCGAAAAUACAUAACAAAAAAAGUUCGCAAAAAUAAAAACCCGCAACCGAAACCUGCCUCACACACGAGUUUAUCCAACGAUAACGUCAUCCGCUUUGCCAACAGUAUUAAAGUUAAUCUGAAAAGUGCUCGAAUCUUUUGUUUUCAAUCGUCAUAAUUGUAAUAGCAACUACAACUAUAAAACCAAAUUAUAAAUACUAAUACCAACAACAAAGUGUAGCCAAGGUUGCCGCGAACUGUUUCGUUUCGUUGUUGUUUUGCCCGGUGGAGGAGCUGUCAACUCAACAUCUCUGCCGACGUCGCUGUUGCCGUUACAUUUCAGUUGCUGCCAUCGCAUAAAAACCAAACAGAGAUCCCCUAACGGCGACAGAAACAGCAAAUUUACAUAGCAAUAUACACGUUACACAACGCAGCAGCGCGUGCCAGUGCAAAAUCCCGAAAAACCGUAGCCAAAUCGGAAUCGGAAUCCUCGAGUCCAUAAAAAACACCACGAAAUUCCUUUUGGCCAAAAUGAAGCGUCUGAUGACCUGGGAGCGCGAUCUGGUGGAUGCCAUGUAUGAGUACCGGCAGACACGCUUCAGUUCGCGGCGUGUUCGAAAACGUGUGGUCUUCAAGCACGGCGAGUGCAACGUUGUGCAGGGAAAUGUGGCCAAGAGACGGCGUCGCUAUCUGCAGGACAUCUUCACCACCCUGGUCGACGCCCAGUGGCGCUGGACGCUGCUCGUCUUCGCCGCCAGCUUCGUGUUCUCGUGGGCCUUCUUUGGAUUCAUCUGGUGGAUCAUCGCCUACGCACACAACGAUCUGGAGUACACCAAUCUCAAGAACCAGUCACCCGAUCUGGUGGCCAACAUGACGCACACGGUGUGCGUAACACAGGUCUCCAAUAUGAUGUCCGCCUUCCUGUACUCCGUGGAAACCCAGACGACGAUAGGCUAUGGUAAUCGCUAUGUGACGGAGGAGUGCCCGGAGGCGAUAUUCACGAUGUGCAUCCAGUGCAUCACGGGUGUCUUCAUCCAGGCGUUCAUGGUGGGCAUUGUGUUUGCCAAGCUGUCGCGUCCCAAGAAGCGUGCCCAGACGCUGCUUUUCUCGCGCAAUGCUGUGAUCUGCCACCGGGAUGGAGUUCCAUGCCUGAUGUUCCGUGUGGGAGACAUGCGCAAGUCGCACAUCAUCGAGGCCCAUGUGCGGGCCCAGAUCAUCCGCAAGAAGGUGACAAAGGAAGGCGAGGUGCUGCCCUUCUACCAGCAGGAGUUGCACAUCGGAGCCGAUGGUGGAGAGGAUCGGCUGAUGUUCAUCUGGCCCACGACCAUAGUGCACAAGAUUGAUAGGAACAGUCCACUGUACAUGCUCUCCGCCUCCGAUAUGCUAAAGGAACGCUUCGAAGUGGUGGUUAUGCUGGAGGGUGUCAUCGAGUCCACUGGCAUGACCACGCAGGCCAGAAGCAGCUACUUGCCCUCGGAGGUGCUGUGGGGCCAUCGCUUCGUCAAUGUGGUGUCAUUCCGCAAGGAGACCGGCGAGUACGAGGUGGACUACACGCUAUUCAACAACACCUACGACGUGGACACUCCGUUGUGCAGCGCCAAGCAGCUGGACGAGCUUAAGUCGGAGUACUCGAAGAGCGCCAAGUGUGUGAAUGCACCCUUUGCGGAUCGCACGCUCUCGGCCACCUUGUUCCAGCGUAUUGCCUCCGCCGCCUCGGUGGAUCAUCUGGAUCCGGCGAGCGACGAAUCGCUGGACUCUGGCCGCCUGCAGAUACGCUCCCAUUCCAUACCCAACGGCGUGCUGGCCAGCGAGCUGGAGCCGCUGAAUAACAACAAGCAUGGCGCUUCGUUCACCAUGGGUGGCCUGACCAUCACGACGACGGCGCCCAGCAUCCCCAACCUAUCCAGUAUUAACGAGAAGACCAACUCCGGAAAUUCCAUAAACAGCAGCAACUACAGCAAUAACAAUAGCCUGAGCACGCUGACCGGAGGAGGAAGUGCUGCCAGCGGACCCGGAGGAGGCAUCACCAUUGUGGCCGGUUCUGGUGGUGGAGGAGGAGGCGGCGGUAGACACAAGUCGAAUCCCCGCCGACUUAGCAUCAAGCAGGAUCAGCUGCCCAUCGAUUCCAUUUGUUGAUAUUAUUAAUUGAGUGGCUUCCCCGCCCUGUCCGUCAGUUAUCUGAUGUUGUAUUCUAGUUAAGCAUAGGCUCCCACUAUACAUAAUUCUAACUCAAACUAAUCUAAGCGAAAUUCCAUGGAGAGCUCAUCUGUCAUAGCCAUAGAGCUGCUGCAGCUGUGAACGCCCCUCAAAAAUCCCCCUUUCCUGCUGAAGUGGAGGCAAUCUGAUUGUUACCCACCUACUCUACUCUACUUACUACUAACCCUGAAACGAUUGUACAUGUAUAUGUCUAGGCUAAGCUGAUGAAUGAUUCACGUUGUUAGCUUUACUUGUGUUGAAUUUACUAUAGUUAAGUUACAAAUUGAUAUUAACGCAAAGUAAGAUGUGAGACCGAGAAACCAAAAUGCUGCAACUUAGACAACUAGAUAAAUCUUUAAACGGCUCACUUAACAUGAAAUUUAUGCGAAGACGCAGCGGAAUUGAAAAUUCCCUUUAAACCGAUUAUUCUAUAAUAUUACUCACUUCAAUGAGAUAGAGAAUGUACAUUUUAAUCCAUAUACUGUUUCAAAAACAAAAGCUUCAAUUAUCAUAAAGAGUGGACAAUAAAAUUGUAUGCGUAUGUGAGAGUGA
Molecule: messenger RNA, 3172 nt
Organism: Drosophila simulans
Lineage: Eukaryota; Metazoa; Arthropoda; Insecta; Diptera; Drosophilidae
Gene: Irk1
Product: G protein-activated inward rectifier potassium channel 3
Exons: 4
Coding region: 956-2560 (534 amino acids)
Biological process (GO): regulation of monoatomic ion transmembrane transport; potassium ion import across plasma membrane
Cellular component (GO): plasma membrane
Molecular function (GO): inward rectifier potassium channel activity
Source: RefSeq, a predicted model, not a curated record